Hevea brasiliensis (rubber tree) is the source of this 2597-nucleotide messenger RNA. RefSeq names its product DEAD-box ATP-dependent RNA helicase 28. The transcript is spliced from 19 exons. The record is from RefSeq and is a predicted model, not a curated record. Lineage: Eukaryota; Viridiplantae; Streptophyta; Magnoliopsida; Malpighiales; Euphorbiaceae. Gene Ontology annotation, molecular function: nucleic acid binding; RNA helicase activity; ATP binding. The coding region runs from base 79 to 2337 and encodes 752 amino acids.
CUUCUUGAUUCCAGCUCAAAACCCUUUUCCAUAACAGCAGAAAAACGCCAACUUGUCGUCUUUUUUUCAAUCCCUCCCAUGGCUAGAAGCUUCUUAUUCGAACCUCCUAGCGACGAGGAGCGCGAAUUAUCCCAUCCUGAAGAAGAGGAAGAAGAAGACGACGACGAAGACGAACAAGAAGAAGGGGAAGAAGAAGAAGAAGAAGCAGCAGCAAAGAAGAAACCUUCUAAUAGGCAUACUCAAUCACCAUGGGAUUUCGCUUCUUACUCCGAGUCCGUUGCGGAAGAACACGCUCGUCGAAGCACCACCUCCGUGGAUUACAAGAUUUCCAGAGCCCUUCAACAUCGCUCCGUUCCUAUCACCACUCCCGCCGCCGACGCAGAAGCCGCCUCAGAUUCGGAACCAGACAAACAGGAAGAUUAUAGAUCAGAAGAGGAUGAUGAUGGGGUAAGUAAUGCCGAUGGAAGUAAGUCAUUUUUUGCACCUGCAGAAGGAGCUUCCUUCCAUGCGAAUUCUUUCAUGGAGCUCAAUCUAUCUCGCCCAUUGCUUCGGGCUUGUGAGGCUUUAGGUUACACUAAGCCUACUCCAAUUCAGGCUGCUUGUAUACCACUGGCACUCACUGGCCGUGAUAUUUGUGGGAGUGCGAUUACUGGUUCUGGGAAGACAGCUGCCUUUGCAUUACCUACUUUGGAGAGAUUACUUUUUCGUCCAAAACGUGUUCAAGCAAUACGGGUCCUCAUUCUCACACCAACAAGAGAGUUGGCGGUUCAGGUUCACAGUAUGAUAGAGAAACUUUCUCAGUUUACAGAUAUUAGAUGUUGCUUGAUUGUUGGUGGGCUUUCUACAAAGGUGCAAGAAUCUGCCUUGAGAUCAAUGCCAGAUAUUGUUGUGGCUACCCCAGGACGAAUGAUAGAUCAUUUACGCAAUUCUAUGUCUGUGGAUUUGGAUGAUCUUGCAGUUUUAAUCCUUGAUGAAGCAGAUCGCCUUCUAGAACUUGGAUUUAGUGCUGAAAUUCAUGAACUGGUUAAGCUAUGUCCCAAAAGGAGGCAGACCAUGCUCUUCUCAGCUACAAUGACUGAAGAAAUUAAUGAGCUUAUCAAACUUUCUCUGACUAGACCACUGCGUCUCUCAGCUGACCCAUCUGCAAAACGACCAGCUACAUUGACUGAAGAGGUGGUCAGGGUCCGCAGAAUGCGUGAGGUGAAUCAGGAGGCUGUUCUUCUUGCCUUGUGUUCAAAAACUUUUACAUCUAAAGUGAUAAUCUUCAGUGGUACUAAGCAAGCUGCACAUAGGUUGAAGAUUUUGUUUGGAUUAGCUGGCUUUAAAGCUGCUGAGCUCCAUGGAAAUCUUACACAAGUCCAGCGUCUUGAUGCUUUGGAACUUUUCAGGAAGCAGCAAGUCGAUUUUUUGAUUGCUACUGAUGUAGCUGCUCGUGGACUUGACAUUAUUGGUGUUCAAACAGUUAUUAAUUAUGCAUGUCCUCGUGAUCUGACAAGCUACGUUCAUAGGGUCGGUCGUACGGCAAGAGCUGGUAGAGAAGGUUAUGCUGUAACAUUUGUGUCAGAUAAUGAUCGUUCUCUUUUAAAAGCCAUUGCAAAAAGAGCUGGUUCAAAGUUGAAGAGCCGUAUUGUUGCAGAGCAAUCAAUUGCUAAGUGGUCUCAGAUAAUUGAUCAAAUGGAAGAUCAAGUGGCUGCCAUUCUUCAAGAAGAGAGGGAAGAGAGAGCUUUAAGAAAAGCUGAAAUGGAAGCAACAAAGGCAGAGAAUAUGAUUACGCACAAGGAUGAAAUUUUUGCACGCCCCAAAAGGACAUGGUUUGUAACAGAGAAAGAGAAGAAGCUUGCAGCAAAAGCAGCAAAGGCAUCAAAAGAGAAAGAAAAAGGUUCUGGGAAUGAGGUUAUGAGUGCCCAACAGGCUGAAGAUCUUAAAUUGAAGGAAAAGAGGAAGCGUGAGCGGGAGAAAAAAUUGCCCCGGAAGAAGCGUCGAAAAUUACAAGCAGCCAGAGAGAUGUUGGAGGAUGAAGAUCAUAUUGAGAAAUCAGAAGGUAAUGGAAUAAAUAAGAAAGAGAAGACUGGGAUGUCACUGGUUGACCUGGGUUACCGACGGGCGAAAGCAGUGAAGGCUGUGAAGAGGGCACUAGAUGCAGGCAAGAUUGUGCAAAAGGCAGGGAAGAAAAAAUCGAAGCGUCCUCCUGAAAGAACUCAAUCAAGGACUGAAGAGAUGCGGGAACUAUUCCAAAGUGACAUGACCGAGAAAAAGCGGAAGAAAAGCAGUGGUGGAAUGGGAAGCAAAAAGUCCAAGAAUUCAUUUAAGAGCAAAUCACGGUAUAAGCGCAGAUAGCACUGUCAAGUCUUGUGCUUGAAAAAUUUGUAUCUACCUCAGUUUGGUUUAUGGAAGGUUCAUUGCUGAUUCCAUAUCUAAAGAGGAAGAGGCGGUUACUGCAGAGAGAGAAAUCAGAGGCAAAUUAUAGAUAAUACAUCAAGGGAGGUGGGUGGUCAUUACCAUUAUCUGGUGCUGUAUCAACUUAUUAUAAAUGUAUUCUUUUGGAGUAUUGGGAUAAUUAAUUUCUUAAUUAUAUUGUUGACAUGCCUUAUCCAUCA